CAGAAAGCAAACCGAAUGAGACAAGGACACGGAGGGGACUAACCGCCUGAAGGAUUGUUUAUUCCUACCUCUGUGCUGGACUAUAACUUUCCGAGAAAACUAAUUAGUAAGUGGUGGUAUGCUGGCUGACACUUCAAACUGAGUUUAUGGCCCGAGGCAUUUCCACAGCAGAACCGCUUCAAAACACUUGCGUACUUCUCGAGAAAACCUGAACAUUUCUUUCACCUGUGCUUACAGAAAUGGUUGGCAUCAAACCCAAAGACGCGGUGCCCUCUGGGCCAGUUAAGUUCUUCGGAGCAGGCACGGCGGCCUGCAUUGCUGACCUCAUCACCUUUCCAUUAGAUACAGCCAAAGUCAGACUUCAGAUUCAGGGAGAGUCUAUUAAAGGUGAAGGUGCAGUGAAAUAUCGGGGGGUGUAUGGCACCAUCACCACCAUGGUGCGCACAGAGGGGGCCAGGAGUCUUUACAAUGGGCUGGUGGCAGGACUCCAGAGGCAGAUGAGCUUUGCCUCUGUUCGAAUUGGCCUAUACGACUCCAUGAAGCAAUUCUACACUCGGGGCACUGAGAGUGCUGGGAUUGUUGUUCGUCUCAUGGCGGGCUGUACCACAGGAGCCAUGGCCGUGGCUUUUGCACAGCCAACAGAUGUGGUGAAGGUGCGUUUCCAAGCCCAGGUACGACUACCUGGCGGUGGGAGGAGAUACAACAGCACGCUGGACGCCUACCGGACGAUAGCCCGAGACGAGGGAGUACGAGGCCUUUGGAAAGGUUGUAUGCCCAACAUCACCCGUAAUGCCAUUGUAAACUGCGCUGAGCUGGUGACCUAUGACCUGAUCAAAGAACUCAUCCUGAAGUACGAUCUAAUGACAGACAACCUUCCGUGCCACUUCACUGCUGCCUUUGGGGCAGGCUUCUGCACAACAGUAGUGGCUUCUCCUGUGGAUGUAGUCAAAACAAGGUUCAUGAACUCAACAGAUGGCAAAUACAGGAGCGCCAUCAACUGUGCUAUCAUCAUGGUGAGAAAUGAAGGACCCUCAGCCUUCUAUAAAGGGUUCAUGCCUUCUUUCCUGCGACUGGGGUCGUGGAAUAUUGUGAUGUUUGUGACGUAUGAACAAAUCAAAAGACAUAUGACCAGGGGACAGCAGUACUGGGAGACGCCGUUGUGACCUCAGCUUGUCAGACUGGUUAUUCACACAGAACUGCACAGAACGUCUUACACCGCGAUGGAGCAGUGGUAAUACGGGAAGAGAGAAGGAUGUGAUCAGGGUAUAUGGCAGGAAGCUGUAGCUCUUCAACUUCCUAAAUGAACACAUAGUUAGUGGGCAUUUUUGCAAUACAACACAAAAAAAGAGUCAUUUAAUGCAUUGUAAUGGUGUGCAUCUCCAUUACAAAAAUGCGUAUUGAGGUGUAAAAGAGGCUAGUGAAGCAGUAAUUCCAGAUGGUUCCUGUAUGUUUCAUGUUUUAUCCAUAUAACCUAUAGGCUGUCUGUAACAAAGCUUUAAAGAUGAAUUCCUGUGUUUACAAAUACUGUGAGAUUAUAUAGACAACUUUAAGGCAUUUCAUGUGUUAUUUAAAGUCGAUUCUUCAUGAGCAAUAGACAGAUUGAGUCUCACAACACAGACCUUAACAGUGACCAUUUCUAUGUUUUUCUCCGUACGUUUCAUUCUGUUUCAUGGUUUACAAUGUUUACCAUAGUUUGUGGAUGUGGUCAGGAGUUUAUAUAUGGGGUAAUUCAAUGUGCGGCUUGCUGUAAAUAGCAUGAUUUAUUGCUGGUCGAUAAGUCAUAAAUAUGAUUGUGAAAUGAUAAAUGAAGUGACUUUCUUUGAA
This is a messenger RNA of Notothenia coriiceps (black rockcod), 1824 nucleotides long. Its product is annotated as mitochondrial uncoupling protein 2-like. Lineage: Eukaryota; Metazoa; Chordata; Actinopteri; Perciformes; Nototheniidae. The transcript is spliced from 8 exons. Bases 240 to 1163 code for a protein of 307 amino acids. The record is from RefSeq and is a predicted model, not a curated record. Gene Ontology annotation, biological process: transmembrane transport.